UGGGCUGAAGCGUGGGACGCUUGAGGUUCCUCCUCCCCCACAGUCACUGCUGCUUCUGCUUCAGCCUUGCCACAUGCACCAUGCAGCCCCCUCAUCUCCUCCUCUUCCUCUUUCUCCCUCUCCUCCUCCCUGGGAUGCAGGGAGACCCAGAGGCGCAGACACAAGUUUUCCAGCUGCUCCAGACCAGCUCCUUCACCAACAUCAGCUCUGCUGAGGUGUCCGGGGUGGCCUUCCUGGGGGACGUGCCCAUCUAUACACUGGAUCCUGCCAACUGGAGCAUCCAUUUCUACUGGCCCUGGGCCAGCCAGGCUGCAGCUGAAGGUGAUGUAGGGAAGAUCAAAUCCCACUCCAAACUCUUUCUGCGCAGUAUGGUCCGAUUCGUGCAUGAAACAGCCCAGCAGGCGCAACUGGACUAUCCAUUUGUGGUCCAGGUCCGUGGGGGCUGUGGGCUGUACCCCAAUAGGACAAGCUGGAGCUUCAUGGAUGUCGGGGAGAGCGGCAGAGACCUUAUAACUUUCGAGAUGGAGAGGCAGCGCUGGAAGCCCCAGCAGUCAUCCCUGCUAGCAGAGUUGGUCAGCAAGUCCCUCACCAACAAGGCCAUCAUAGGGCUCCUGGAGCACAUCCUCUCCAUUUCCUGCCAGAGCCAUAUCCUCAGCUUGUGCAGGUAUGGGAGAGCUGAUCUGGAGAGACAAGGAAAGGUAACGAAGCCACAUGGGAGACCCAGGAAUCCAUCAUUUGAGGCCUGGCUGCCCACACAGCAACAAGAUCCAUCGCUGCCAAGUCUCCCUGCUCAUCUCAUGUCCCAUCCUGGACCUAUCAGCACCAACAAGGGUUUACUCUGGAAAACCACUACAUUAAAUAGCUACAAACUUUCCCAGCUGCAUGUGGCUCUCACCUUCCUUCCUCAUCACGAGGUCCUCCCAGGAAACACCCCAAUGCACUGCAAAGACCCCAUAUAGCGUCCAAGAAGACUAUCCCUUUUCCUGGGCACUGGCCAAUCUCUCCUGGUGUGUCAGGAGAAGCAAUUCCUUCGCCAACCUCUCCCACAUGUCAGCAUGUCUGUGGCCAGGGUCUGUCCCUGGCAGAAGGGCAGUGACAGCCUGGAACAGACCAGCAUGGGGCUGCUGAGUGGGAUGAAGGAUGGAGCACGCCACAAACCAGGGAGAAAUGGAGGGAUCUGAGCUGUUUUGCUGGGGAGAGAAGGGAAAGGAAGGACCCAAGUGACACCUCUGAUCCCCUGACAUGGGGAGGUGUUUCAAGUGGGUGUGAAGUCACUCUGGCUCCAGUGCUGACCUCACUCUUGGGAUUGUUUUGGGUCAGGAUCUCCUCCACUCCUGACUCCUGACCCUGCAAAAGCUGGAGGGGUUGGGGACAGUCACCCUCCCAAUAUAUCUGGCAGCCAUAAAAGAGCUACACUGAGGUUCUGGGAGGACUGUGUCUUUGAGAAACAUGCUCCCAAGAAGGGUGGUGUGGUGGGUUGACCUUGGCUAGCUACCAAGUGCCCACCAAGCCACUCCAUCUCUCCCCCUCCUCAAAUGGACAAGGGGGAGAAAAGACAACAAAAGACUCGUGGGUUGAGGUAAGGACAGGGAGGUCACCCAGCUUGGGGAAAUCAUCUAUCGCCAAUCAAAAUCAGAAUAGGAUAAUAAGAAAUAAGAACAAAUAUUAAAAACACCUUCCCCCCACCCCUCCCUUCUUCCCAAGCUUAACUUCAUUUUGACUUCUAUACCUUCUCCUCCCAAGUAGCACAGUAGGAUGCGGAAUGGGGAUUGCCAUCAGUUUAUUACACAUUUUCUCUGUCACUCCUUCCUCCUCACCCUGCUCUGGCAUGGGGGCCCACUCAUAGGAGACAGUCCUUCAUUAACUUCUCCAGUGUGGGUCCUUCCCAUGGAGUGCAGUCCUUCAGGAAUGGGCACAAGUGACAGCAAAGGAUAUUCCCAUCAGGGACAGCGGGUGCAGCCCACAGCCAGGCAGCACUCCCCCCUGCAUCAGGGGUAGAAAAGAGGGGUGGCACUGCCCCAGGUGUCAAGGUGCCAUCGUGACCAUGGGCAACCCCACCUGCAGCCAGGGUAUGGCCUUGCUCCUGCCCAAAUUCUCCCAGCACUUGAGGCCACAAGCCAUGGUGCCGCGGCACAACCUUCCUGUCCUCCUGUGUCACCCCACAGGCAAGGGGCUCUCCUUUACCUGCCCACCCAGGUGUGUGCCCUCACACCCUUCUUCAUCCCCCUUCCCACUGUGUCCCUAUCCCAUCCCCGGCCCCUUCCCCCACCUUCAACGUCCCUCCCUCUCCUCGCACAUCCCCAGCCCUGCUGCUGGCCCCAUUCCCUGCUCCCCUUCCCCAGCCCCACCUGUCCCUCCUCUGAUUUUACACAUGCGGUGAGGUGGAACUAAGUCAAUUAUUGUGUGUCAAUUGGCACUUAACAAGGUGUCCAUUCAGGAAGAUCAGUUGGGCCCAACUGUUCAGCACAGAGUGGGGAGGAUUCGGUACAGAUACAGAUUUAGGGGCACAGAUGUGCGGGAGUCUUCCUGCCUCCGCUGAAGCAACACCAGGCUACGAGACUCCCACUUCACCCUGGGCAUCACUCAGUUGGGUCUGCUUGUUGCACUGCAUCUAUUAUCUGUUUUGUGAGACAGACGUGCUGCUCAAGACAAACUCCUGACUCCACUUAGAGCUGAAUACAGUCAUUGAUGGUUAGGUCGGGAUAGCAGGGGGAGGGAGAGCACCACUACACGGACAUAAAGUUUCUUUUGAUGGUUCUAAGUUGCCUUGUUGCAGUGUCAUUAAACCUUACAUGGAAUAGUAGGAUAAUCUGUAGGGUUCACCAGGCUUGGCAUUGCCAAUGAGAGCUGGUGGGCAGCAAAUUUCUCUGCAAAAACUUUCUAGACAGCCAAAGGGUGCCUCAGUGCCCCUCAGCAAGGAAUCUGCAAUUACCAACACUUUGUGGGCUUUUGCCCCUGCCCCUCCUUGCUCCCCUGUUUGCAAUGAUUCUGCAAUGAGCCAGGAGGCAUUUUAGGAAUAGUGCAGUGAAAACAGAGCUAGCAGUGCUAAUCUAACCCAAGAGCGGGAUGUUCUUGAAGUGGCAAAAUGUGUGCUGUUUUGUUUUCUCCAUGGGAGGAUUUUAGGAGUCCAUUUUUGCUCUCGGCUUCUUGUUCCCUAACAUGGAUUUACUGCGAUGUUGUAGAGUUGGAGCCUCCCCUCCAGCGCACCAAGUUCUAGGGCGGAGAAGAAGCAGCACAAACCCCAGUUAGCAAACACACAAUGCACUAAAGUGUUUAUUUCCAGAUAAACAAAUCAAAUCAAAUGGAAAAAAGGCAUAGAUGCUCUCAGGGCAUGUGAAAUGCAGUUCAUCAGACCCAUUCCAUCAAAAGGGAACAAAAGUAAGACCAAGUGUGAAUCAGCAUGAUGGUUCAAUAUAAUUUAUUUCUGGUUUUGAAAACUCCAAAAAGACAUCUGAGCAGUUUGUUUCUCUUUCUAUAUUUCUAAAUAGAUGCAAGGUAAGAAUGAGUUAUUGACUAAAAAUAAAAAUAAGCCUCUUAUCUUUUUGUGUCCUUAAGUAGAAAGUGGGAUGUGCUGCAUUAAUCAAGCCUUGAUUGGAAGCCCUGUGUAAGUUGGGUGUACUGAAAAGAAAGAUCUGAUAAAGCUCUACUUUCUGCAGGCAAUUUUCCCUCUCUCAGGAAAUCUUCUGCAAGAGACAUAAGCCUUUUAUAAGAAACUGUCACAAGCAGUAUCUUUGGUGGGCUCUUCCUUUCUCUGUACACAUUAAUCAAAUUGUGAUUUGCCAAGGCUUACCUCAGACACCUCUUAACUUUGUGGUACCUAGUGCAGCACAGUAAAACAACAAAGUAUUAUGGCCCCUAAAUACUUUCUAGUGUUGUCUAUUUCACCGUGCAUGUGCUCAGACCACGUAUCUAAGUUUUGUCCCAUUAGAGCUAGACUUUUCUAUUUUGGCACUAUUGGUAAUGGCCUGCUGACGGGAGCUGUUUCAGUUAAUAGAAAUUACAAAGGAGCAGAGGAGUUGCCAGACUGUAUCUCCUCUGCCUCGCGACACUGCUCUUGUAUACCAUCCACCACGUCAGCUCAGGGGUCCUGUCGCUUGGAUUUGCCAAUACCAUGGUAAAUCACAGCAAGCCUUCUAAUUCUAUGAGGAAAGCAAGCAUGAGCCCUGGUUACCUGUUGUUUUUUCUCCCCCCCCUUCCCUCAAUGCUGUGCCACUAUCAACCACGUAUACAAAUCAUCAAGAUUAAACCAGCUUUGGGGAGAAUCCUUCCUCAGUUCUUAUGACCCCUCUUGCACGGGGUUAUACAUCGGGGGUGUUUGUGCUGGGAUCCAUCCAACUGCACGCAGUGGUUUGUCAGUCGUUGUGUCCAUUAAAACACGCUGGUGAGAUUAGUCCGUGACAGCUGCCAAGUAACAUUCAGGGGUUUGGCUUUUUAAAAAUGCUUCCUGCAUUUGCUUUUACCAGCUUAUACAAUGAUGAUGGCUGUGCCGGGGCAAGGCGUGACAGCUACUUACUGAAGUUAACCUGGGAUGGGAUGGUAAAAGCCUUGUUGCAGCCGGCUGGUUUUGAGAGCGCUGCGACAAUUGGUGCCCCGCGUGAGGAUCGACCUCGGGACCAUCAGAUUAUGAGACUGAGUGUAGUGAGCGAUGACAGUGGUGACGGCUGUGCCGGGGGACAUCUGAAGUUUUGAACAGUGACGGCGGUGCCCAACGUAGCGGAGACAGGCAGGGAUAGCCUGCAAUCCAGAUCACGUUGAGAUAGGCGGGAAGAGCCUGGGGAUCUGGAUCAGACGCCGGUAAAGGUGAGCCGUUGGGAUCAAGAAGGAAGCCUGACUGCCGUGGAGUUAAGAGGCUGAGGGUAACGGGCGAUAGCGGCAGAGUACACGGCCAGACAUGGCAGCGGCCCGCAGCAGCGGUGAGUCCAGAGACGGGUCCGGCCAGACAGCGGUGAUGGCUGUGCUGGGGGAAGGCGUGGAAGCAGCACGGUGCCGCGGGCGGCUCCUGCCAUUGCUGCUGCUGCUCCUUGGCCUGGUGGUAUUCUUGCCGGUGUUUAUGUGCUUGUUGAAGGUGUCUCCACUUGUAGAAGAAAUGGGUGACCACAAGGAUGUUGAAAAGUUUUUCAGGACACAGAAUAAUGUAUUAGUGCUGUAUUCUAGAUCUGCUGCUGUUGAAAGCUCAUUCAGGUUACUGUCCGGUGUGACCCAGGAGGUGAAAGGACGACAUACUAUAAGCUCAUUAGAACUUCCCUCUGAAGAAAACAAAAUCCCAGAUGUCAAGAAAGCAGAUGAGAAGAAAGGUGAUCAGCCCACAGAAGCUGAAAAGCCCAAGAUAAAAGUGAAGAAGAAAUAUGUGUAUGAGUUCAGGGACAAAUUGUCUGGACUGUAUGAGAAGUUUAUUUGUGAAAAGGUUGUGCUGAUUGUUAAAUACAUAAGGCAUGAAAUGUUAAGAAGAAAAAAAGAGUUCAGGAACAAGUUGUCCGAACUGUAUGAAAAGUUUAUUUGUGAAAACGUUGUGAUGAUUGUUAAAAACAUAAGGUAUGAAAUGUUAAAAAAAAAAAGGGAGGGGGGGAAUUGCAGAGAAAUGAAGCUGGGUUAAUUAACAUUGAUAUUACACAGCUGUGGGCUGGCUUCAGGGGCGGUGGGCUGGCUGAUGUGGAUGGAUAAUGUGCAGCUGUGGCUGGUUCCUGCUAAGUAGUUAAAUAGCUCUAAGGGGGAUAGAAGAAAAGCCCUCAAGGAAGAGAGACCUGGAAAAAGUAGAAGGAGGAGAGAGUGUGUGUGCCCUGGAUGUAGGAGACAAGGAGGAGGAUGCAACAGAGGCAAUAAACGGAGGGGCUGGCCUGAAGAGUAUGAAGAAACAGCACAAACAGUAGACAAACUGUUGAAACCUUGUGGGGAAUUGAUGGCUGUGGUGGAGCAAAGUGUGACAACUACUUACUGAAGUUAAUCUGGUAAGCUGAUGGUAAAAGCCUUGUUGCAGCCGGCUAGUUUUGAGAGGGCUGUGACACAAUGGGACCAGUAUAACUUGGUUGUUUGACAUGGAUCAUAUCACUCGGUAAGAUGCUCUAAUAUCAUUCAACUUUGUAAUUUUGAAAGUAUUACAGUGUUACAUGUCCUUGUUUAGAGAUGUUGUAACCUAUUAUGCUCCUUAUCAUCUAUCAGUAAUAGGUCCUUAAGAUACAGAGUCUCUGCAGCUGCAGUUGUAAUGAAUCAAUCUGUCACACCUUUUUAGGUGUGGAGGUCACUAAAUUUUUAAAAGGUGUAGGUAGGAGGAUCUUGGGAGCUACUGAUCUUUCAGCCUUUCCUCUGUGCCUGGAAAGCUCCUAGAAGCUAUUCUAAGGCAUGUGGGGGACAGGGAGGCGACUCAAGACUGCCAGCAUGGCUUCACCAAGGGCAAGUCUUGCAUGACCAAGUUAGUGGCCUUCUAUAGCAGAGUGACUAUGUCAGUAGACAAGGGAAGAGCUACAGAUGUCACAUAUCUGGCCUCCUGUAAGGCCUUUGACACAACAUCCUUCUCUCUACAUUAGACAGAUAUGGAUCUGAUGGGAGGACUGUUAGACGGGGAAUUGGUCAGAUGGCUGUAUCCAGAAGGUAGUGGUCAACAGCUCUGUUUGGAUGGAGAUCAGUGACAAGUGGUGUCCCUCAGGGGCCCCUCUUGGGAGCAGUACUGUUUAAUAGCUUCAUCAAUAACCUAAGAUAGUGGAAUCGAGUGCACUCUCAGCAAGUUUGCAGACAACAUUAAACUGAGUGGUGCAGCUGAUGUGCCUGAGGGACUGAGUGCUAUCCAGGGGGACCUGGUCAAGUUGGAGAAGCGGCCCAUGUGAACCUCAUGAGGUUUGAGAAGGCCAAGUGCAAGGUUCUGCAUCAGGGUCAGGGCAAUGCCCAGUAUCAGUACAGGCUGGGGGAGGAAGGGACUGAGAGCUGCCCUGCCAGGAAGGGCUUGGGGGUACUGGUGGAUGAACAGCUGGGCAUGAACCAGCAAUGUGCGCUCGCAGGCCAGAAAGCCAACCGUGUCCUGGGCUGCAUCAAAAGAAGUGUGCUUGGCAGGUCAAGAGAGGUGAUUCCCUCUACUCUGCUCUGGUGAGCCCCACCAGUUCUGCAUCCAGCUCUGGAGCCCCCAGUACAGGAAAGACAUGGACCUGCUAAAGCAGGUCCAAAAGAAGGCCACAAAAAUGAUCAGAGGGAUGGAACACUCUCCUAUGAGUACAGGCUUAGAAGGUUGGGGCUGUUCAGCCUGGAGAAGAGCAGACUCUAGGGAGACCUUAUUGUGGCCUUUCAGUACUUAGAGGGGGCUUAUAGAAAGAUGGGGAGAGAUACUUUUUUUAGUGGGGCCUGUAGUGAUAGGACAAGGGGUGAUGGUUUUAAACUAAAAGACAGUAGAUUUAGACUAGAUACAAGGACAAAACUUUUUACGCUGAGGGUGGUGAAAUGUUGGAACAGGUUGCCCAGAGAGGUGGUAUGGUGGUGUGCUCCUAGGAAGAGUUGGACCAGAUGACCGUUAAAGGUCCCUUCCAAACAAAAUUAUUGUAUGAUUCUGUGUGUUUCUGCCUGUCUUUUCACACAGCCCUGGGGUGAGGCUGUAACCUUCCCCCAGGCAAAGCACUGAUGCCAGCAGGGCUAGUGGAGACCUGAGAAAAGAGCUGCAGGCUGCUGCUGUGUCAAAGCACUGGGUGUAGCUGUGAAUCCUUGUUCAGACCAUUUAUUAAAAAUGGGAUGAUAAUAGGAACUAUAAAAAGCUAUUUUUGCUUCAACACAGACUUCAAUUUUUUCAACUACUAUAAGGCAAAUCAGUGUGACUGAAACAGGAGCCCAAAUAAUCUGUCCCUUGUUCUGUUUUUCUCAAUGUCUGUAACUUCUAGGUUUUUUGUGGAGCGCUGCAUUUUAGGGUUGGAAAAGGUCAAAACGAUCAAAUUCCAACUGAGUUGAGAGAAACAUGAGCUUUAAGAGGGCAUAAGCGACACACUGAUGGGGCUAGAGCUGGGUUCCAAUCUCCUCUGCAAUAAUGUCUUACCAAAGACAGAAACAUAAAUCAGCAUAUGCAGGAGUUCCCCUCGUCUGCUACUAAAAGUGUACAUGCAAGCAAACGCAGCACAGAUCCUGAAGCGGAGAUCUGCAGCAGGGAAGUGGCUUGUUCAUCACCUCCUUAUGCUUCAGGAGAGAGGCCUGAAAUACCCAAGGGGAAACAGUAACACACGUGUUACGUGAAAACUGAAUGAAGGGCCACCGAUAGUGUGCUAUUCAGUAGGCACUAGUCAAUUUGACAGAACUGUGGCUUUGUCAGGCAGAUGUAACUAGGCAUAUCUGCUAGAUGUUUCAGUUCCUUGCUUACCUGUCCUUGAUAAGAUGCUCUCUUUCAAAAUACCAAAUCCUUAAUAUAAACCCAGCAAAUUUAAUGGAUAGGCAGUUUUGCAACUGGUAAAAGGGGUAACUAUUUUGUUACUCGUGUUUAUGCAUGCAUGGCUUUGAACAGAACUGGUGGCCAGCUAGCUAAAGAAAGGUGCGUGCCACAUGAUGAUUACAAAGAGAAUCUUCUGCACUGUGUAGUUAAAUCACUGAUGCUUCCCUUUGACCACAGUUCCUGGACUACUAACCUCAACAAAAUCUAAUUAGAACAACACAACAGCCACAGAAUAAGCUUGUCAAAGGGCACGUGCUUAUUAUAAAGUGCUGUUGCCCUUUGUGAGUCACAGUCUCUAUAAAACUUGCAAAUAACCUUGCAAAGCAACAGCAAGGCUUAAAUAUCAGCUUUGC
Molecule: messenger RNA, 8745 nt
Organism: Falco peregrinus (peregrine falcon)
Lineage: Eukaryota; Metazoa; Chordata; Aves; Falconiformes; Falconidae
Product: T-cell surface glycoprotein CD1b-3
Exons: 4
Coding region: 81-959 (292 amino acids)
Biological process (GO): antigen processing and presentation, endogenous lipid antigen via MHC class Ib; positive regulation of T cell mediated cytotoxicity; antigen processing and presentation, exogenous lipid antigen via MHC class Ib
Cellular component (GO): external side of plasma membrane
Molecular function (GO): exogenous lipid antigen binding; lipopeptide binding; endogenous lipid antigen binding
Source: RefSeq, a predicted model, not a curated record